GUGAGAUGGCACCGAGAGGAAGAGAGAAGAAAAGUGGGGGAGGGUAGGCAUUACGGUAGGAGGAGGAGGAGGAGGAGGAGGAGGAGGGAGUGUGAAGAUGCUUUGAGGGCACAGUCUUUGGAUCAUCGUCAAAUCACGCACGGAGACCCUUCUCAUCUUCUUCGUUACGGCCCUUCUCCGAUCCUUCCUUUUCGUCAUUAUCGUCAUCAGCAGAGGUACCGACCUCUACUGACCGGUACGCAGGACGCAGUUGCGGAGCAGGCGACCGGCGAACCGACCGGUAGUACCAUCAUGCCCUCAACUUCAGGAGCACAGCGGUACAUCUAUAGGCUGUUCGGUGGCGCGGUUAAUCUGCCCAUGGCUGCGCUGCGCACAGAGCGGUUGACUGGGCACCUGCGACGGGUAGGCUGGAUCGCGCUCGUGAUGUGUAUUAUGAUGUACGCAUAUUUAGACUACGGCAGCGACGAACGAAGUCGGGGGGAAGGAGGUGAGAGAGCGGAUGAUGGUUAUGGUGCGGGCUCGACUGCGGGCGGUUCUAUCGUGAGGCCAGCGGCGCGAUCUGGGUCGUUGAUGAUAAAGUAUACGGUCCUGAUCAACACUUUCAGGAGGAACGAGCUCUUGAAGCAGACGGUGGCUCAUUACGCGGAGUGUGGCUCUGUAGAUAGCAUCCGAGUGGUGUGGAGCGAGCCGGAAGAACCAAGCGACGACUUGAUGAGGGAAUUGGAGAGGUUAACGAGGGAGAGAGGAGGGGUAGAUGGGGCCACCGACAAGAGCCACGUGGCACUGCGAAUUGACAGGCAUAAGGAAGAUAGCAUGAACAACCGGUUCAUCCCGCUGCCUGGAGUGAAGACAGAGGCCAUCUUCUCGGUAGACGAUGAUGUCUUGGUGCCUUGUACGGCCAUGGAUCUGGCUUUCGAGGCUUGGGCGGCGGCCCCGAGGUCUAUGGUCGGAUUCGUGCCUAGGUCUCAUCGCCGGAUCGAUGGGAGUAGCAAGGGUUCACGGUCUGGUUCCAAUUCCGAUGCUGGUCCGAAGUCCAGACCAGGAAAAGCAACCGGAGGAGGCGGAGGAACAGGCGAGUACGUUUACACCGGUUGGUGGUCUGUUUGGUGGACCGGCUCGUACAGCAUAGUGCUGACGAAAGCAGCCUUCCUCCAUCACGAUUAUUUCGGGAUGUACACGAAGGAUCUGCCGGCGGCGCUGCGAGGUUAUAUACAUGAAGGACGCAAUUGUGAGGAUAUUGCGAUGUCUUUCCUGGCGGCCAAUGCCACAAAAGCGCCGCCGCUGUGGGUGCAAACCACCAUAAAGGAGAUCGGUUCUUUCGGGAUCAGCUCGGCGGCUGGGCACGAUGCCGCACGCUCCCAAUGUGUGACCAGAUUCGCACACUUCUUCGGUGGAAUGCCUCUCGUGGAAGGCCAUCUCAAGGUCGUUGAUGCGCGCGACAGCUGGUUGUGAGGCAAGGACGACGAGAGAUGGAUGGAUGGAUGGGAGGUAAAACAGUCAGUCUUAAGAUCGGAAGAAAAAGGAGAUGACACGUGGCAUAUGCGCAGCACGUGUUCGAAGCAUGAAGAGAAAUUUACAGUAAUUACUGUGUUGGCACAAUCGCAAUGGGAGCGCUAGGAUCGCUGUGCAAGACGUGCGCUGCAAGCCCUCGUUGCCUCGGCAUCGUGUCUGAGUCCGUCAUCGACAUUCAGUGGCUGGGCUUUGUCCUUUCUUAUCAGCGGACGGCUUUCACACUCUGGUGAUCGGUAGCGUUUGGCCUCUUGUCCUGAAUGAGUUGGGCGACGUACCGGUGAGAAUCUCAUUGCGCAGCGAAUUCGAGAAUGACGAUGAGACGAAAAUAGGCGACACGCACAUCGACGUAUGUAGACAUGCCGUGAAGAUCGGAUAGGGUAGAUUUACAUGUACGGCAGGCACGAGGAUUGAUCGAGGCGAUGAUUGUGAUUUUCGGUGUGAAAAAGAUCUGGCUAUGGAGAUACACACAUAGUAAUGUGUGUGUGUCUAAAUACAGUGUAUGGUCAGUCGAAAAUGAUAGCGAUUAGGGGAGGAAUCGUAAGGACAGUUGUUCGAAUGUUAGUGGUGAUUAGAACUGAAUUGAUGAGCACUGGUUGUGCAAGAAUUGAUGAGAGUCUGCGCAGGGGACGGAGAAGUACUCUAAAUCCAAUCGCGCGUCGGAGAAAGGGGCGAAGAAGGAAGGAAGGAAUUUCAAUCAAUACAGCGAUUGGAACAUAUAUGCGUAAUCGGGAAGUGGCUGGGAGGAGAAGGACUCGCAUACGGUGGCGAAAAUCAGCAUGAUCUGUCCGUUUCUGUUGUGGCAGAUCAGGUGGGAAAAAGUGUUUUGUAACUUUUCUUUGGUGUCGAUUUUCUUUGAACGGAAUUGGUGUUCGGAAUAGACGUGGGAUUUAGCGUGGGUGCGACGUGCGCAAACAUUCUCUGUGUGUGUGUGUGUGUGUGUGUGUGUGUGUGAGAGAGAGAGAGAGAGAGAGAGAGAGAGAGAGAGAGAGAGAGAGAGAGAGAGAGAGAAUGGAAGAAUGCAAUCACAGUGAAAAGGAGCAAGGGGGGAAGAGAGAAGCAUUUUGGAUGGUUGAUCUGUGCGUUGAUUUCUCGAGUCGGCUACGGGAAGAAAAUCCCGCCAUUUCUCGCAGGACGGCUGGAAUUUACUGAUGGCCUACGGGGGUGAAAAUCCCGCCAUUUCUCGCGGGACAGCUGGAAUUUACUGAUGAUCACGGAAAUAAAUAAAGGAAGUUACUACGGCCUUUUUUGGCGGGAUGGCGGGAAUUUCAGGAUGAUCAUGGAAAUCAAAAUAAAGGAAGCUACUGCGGCCUUUUUCGCGGGAUGGCGGGAAUUUCAUGAUGAGCACGGAAAACAAGGAAGGAAGGUAGUGGCCAAUGGACGUCGACUUCGACGGCGAGGGGGAGGGCGAGCGGUUUGUGUUUUGAGCAUCAAGCAUAGUCGUAUCAUUUUAUACGGCUUACCUUCUUGUUGCGAAGGUGGAAUGCAGUGCGUAACCAAUUGGUGCUGAUAGUCCAUGGCAGCGUGUUUGGAGGCAAUUUGGCCAUCGUUGGUGCCAUUGUAUUCCCAAGGAGCCGCCUGUUAAAGGUGAAGACUACCGUCCUGUUUCGCCCCCCCAUUCUGAUAUGAAUUCCCAAGGAGCCGCCGGUUAAAGAUGACACAGUCCGUGGGAGGAAUGAAGGCGGACAUCGUCUCGAGCGAGCAUUGUCAUAUUUGUACCGAACGACUGCGAUGAUCUGAAUGUUUGAAGAAGUGAGCGGGCAGCAGAACUUUCAGGUGCAAGCAAAAAAUUGCGGUUCUCUUGUCAGCGACGACAAGCUUACGGUGAUCAGGAGUGUGAAAAAGUGAUCUGGGAAUGGGAAGUGGGCCAUCUCCCCAGUGGGCCAUCUUCUCAGAGAAAGGUGUCGCUGAAGGAUUUCGGCGCUUUGCAACACGCAAAGUUUGAGCAUCAUUCAUCGUCUUGCCCAAAAUGAUUUCCAAUUUCCACAGGACUGUAAACUUUAUGGUUGAAAAAGAAAGGUGGCGUUCGGGACAUCCAUGAAAAGGAUUGGAACGAUACGAUACAGAGAAAGAAGAUUAGCAUGGCCCCUGCGCAAGUAUGACAUGCAUAUUGUGUCUCGAUUUACCUGCUGACCCAUUAUGCAUGGCCUGGAGUGGGCGACCGUGAGACUGAAUAUAUAAAUAGAUCCUGAAAAGAGCUUUGCUGCUGGAUGGCCAGGUGAAAGCGAGCACAGCAGGACGUUCAGGUGAAAGCCAGCACAGUGUGCUGGCGAUGAUGCCAAGCUUACGGCAAUCGGCAGUGCGAUGGAAAUCAGCACUCCAGGGUGUCAGCAUAAUAACGACGCUAUAUCCGAAGGUACGGUGUGAGCGAGUGUUUUCUUCUAUAGUUUGGAUGCGCAGGGUCUUCCUGUAAGGAAGGGAAGGAAGUAGUACGUGUAGUCUGUUGCGGAUUUGCAGGUACGGUGCGAGCAACUCCGUACUUCUGUAGUUUGGACUGCAGGAUCUUUCCCGUCCUAACGGAAGAUUUGCAGGGCGUUCGUGAGCUGCCUUUUCCUGAACCGGCUAAGCAUUGCGAAAAAGUUUGCCGUAAAUGAUGCAAAAUGUUUUCAGACUGGCUGCCUGUUUGUGGAUUCAUUUGGAAGCAUAUGUUGCUUAUUUUGUAGAAUAAGGGUAAGAUUCAUUAUACCCCUUAUCUCAUACGACCUUUCUGCAGAUGCAUUCUGCCUUUGCCUGUGGGCUUGCAUAAGGGCUAGAGAGUCUAGCAGACAGUUCAGCUGUUCUUACACACACACGCACACACACAAACACACACACACACACACACACACACACACACACACACACACAUGUGCAACUAGGAAAUACAUACGAAUGAGCAUCAGUAAGAGUACAGACAAAGUAUAAGUUGAAGAUUUGAAGAGAAAUGAACAGGAGUAUGAAGACGAACGACAAACACAAAGACUAAGCAUAUGCUGAAGACCUGAAGUGAAAUGAACAGCUGGAGAUCCAAAGGGAAAUGAACAGCUGGAGAUCUG
Messenger RNA from Chara braunii, 4544 nucleotides. The record is from the annotation of a GenBank genome assembly. Lineage: Eukaryota; Viridiplantae; Streptophyta; Charophyceae; Charales; Characeae.